CUAUUCAGAGGAAAAGCAGCAUGAACCCAACUGAGCAUUAUAAAGAUAUAAAUUAUUAUUAUUAUAUAUAAUUAUAUAAUAAUAUUAUGUAAUAUUAUUAUAUAUAAAUCCCUAUCUAUGGUUAGGGUUGUGUGUGUGAUAAUUUGCCCCUAAUAUUAUUUACAUUAUUUACAGAAUUUAACAAACACCCUUAUGCAGAGCAAUUCGUAGAUGAUGAUGAUGAUGAUGAUUAUUAUUAUUAUUAUUGUUGUUGUUGUUGUUCAUGAGACCUCGGGAUAUAAUGUACUGCCCAACCCCAGUAGUUUAAUUGUCGAGCUAUUGAUAGAGAUUAGGUUUUAGUGAAUCAGUCUCGCUAGUCAGUUAAGGCUUGUAGGAGAAACCUGAAAGCGCCGUGAUUUCAAGCUUUUAUUUUGAAAAUUUUACUGACCUGUGGAUUGAGCGUGUAAUGGUGGAUGACUUCACGAUGCUGCCGUUGCUAUGGUAACUGAAAUGUUGACAUGGCGCCUACGGUUAGGGAACAACAAGCGUGUACAAAAUAAACAGAAAAGUAACCUGCGUCUUUUACUCCUGCACGUCUUUGGGUAAUAUGAACACAUUGUUUUAUAAUGCUCUUGUUUCUGUGGGUGAUCAUUUGAUUUGCAAACAAAUAUAACAAUCCAAUUCCCCUGAUUGAGCUCAGAGAGGAAGGAAAAGUUAGUCAUCAUGAGCAUCGUGUAGCGUCUGUUUAUAGAGGAAUGGAAGUCGUGCUGCAAACUCCGAACACUUUCUCCGACAAUGUGAAGAAAAAGAAAAUCCUACCUCUGAGCCAACUGGUGGAGGAAACAAGGAGGAUCUCCAAAGUCUCUCAUCACCUUCUUGAAACUAAAAGUUUUGCCAAGGUUAAGAGCAAUAAUGUUGUUGAGGCUGAACCAUCAGAACUGCAUUUUAGUGGGUUUGAAGUGGGAAAGGAUUACAAAAAGGUUGUGAAACUGAUUAAUAUUUCUCCUGAGGUGAUCCACGUCCACAUUCUUCCUACCCAAACCAAGUACUUUCGAACUGAAUAUACACAAAAGAGUCGACUAGUUCCAGGACUUGCUCAGACUAUUACUGUGCACUUCAGGCCAGACGAGUGGCGCUAUUUUUUUGACAGCAUCCGGAUUCAUUGCAAGGGGGAGGAGAACUUGCUGGUUACUAUUCAUGCUUAUCCUGUCAUUGAUGAUCUUAAAAUUCCAUCUCACAUCAACCUGUUUCCUGUGCCAUUGGGACACAGCUCCACUUGUGUGAUUCCUCUGAGCUGCAGUUGUCCAGUAGACUUUGAGUUCCAGGUGCACUGCUUGAAGUCCCACGAGGCAUUUAGCAUAUAUCCUUUGUCAGGAAUCAUCCCAGCCAAAGGGAAGACAGAUUUAUCAGUGACUUUCACACCACAGCAAUAUGGAAUGGCUGAAGUCACUCUACAGCUGGUCAUCUCUCAGUUCAACUCAAAACCCUUUAUCUGCACAUUAACUGCGUCCUGCUCUCCUAAUCUGACUCUAAACCAACAGAGAGAAAAUGAAGAGAAUGCUAAAACUGCCAAAGACCUACCAACAGAAGAGGUCGUCUACCUUGUUUCUCCCAAACUAAAGGCUAAAGUGACACCAAGGAGAGAGAAGCACACUAAAAAGAAGACAAAAUCAGACCCAUAUACCCAGAGCUCUGAUGUAGAUCUUUCCAACCAUGCUAGACUUGCUAAAAUGCUAAUUCAACACCAAGACAAAAUGAGCUACAAAGAUCUCAGAGAGGCCAUGUCCCAUACCAAGACUGCAUACCAGACAAGACAGGUGAAAGAGGCUGCAUUUGAAAAUCAAGUUCGAGUAAAUGCCCAAAAAGAUAGAGCUAAUCAUCUUCAGUGGCAGGUGCAUCUAGGUGACGAUUUGGUCUCAGCAGAACAGAAAAUAAAGAUUCUGAAGGAACAGGAAGUUGCAGCUUCUGAGUAUAUGAUGAACAAAGACAUGGGUGGCAGAAAGAUGGAUGUUGCCCAGAUUUUUCCAAAACUGUCAUCUCAUCGUGUCGUUCGUUGUGCGGGACAGUGCCCUGAUUGCACUCCUGUGUUCUACAUUUAUGGCAGUAGCCAACUGGAGGUCAGAUGGCGAGUGCUUAGGCUCUUCCAACAAACUGUUCGUAAGGUCAUUCUGCAAGUCCGAAUGAAUAAGAGGCUGCUUCUGUUGCGAGAACUAGCUUCCAGUACAAAGGGGCAAGUCAGAGAAGAAAAAAACAAAGGCAUAGCUGAAAAGAAACAACUUUUAAAUCUGUCACCAGAAAAGCUGCUGCCCUUCAUAUCGCCCAUCUUUCCUUCAACAAACCACCCUGACGAACUUGCCAUUAACAAAAUUGGAAAUGUUCAUGUGGGGCUGAUUGAAGAAGAUUUGACUUCCACCAUUCCAUUUUUUAAUCUAAAGGUUCCUCAGCAUUACAAGCUAAUGGGCUAUCAGGAAGUUACUGUGUAUGAUUCCAAAGCCUCUUUUGCCCACAAAAAUCAGUGUAGGCUGCUGCGCACAGGAGCACAGAAUGAACUGCUGCCCAUGGUGAUGUCUCCUGAGCUAAACUCCUACCAGGAGAAAGAGCUGCAGGAAGAGGAGAGACCAGAGCCAGACCUCAACCCCAUGCUCUGUUUCAGGACUCCUCGUAGUGUGUUAAAUCCACAAAACGCCCACCCUCUCAGGAUCUUUAACCCUGCUCCGAGUGUGUGUGCCUUCAAAUCAACACCAUUAUACCUAGAGAGUGACCCAGAGUUCCACCUUUGUCCACUGCCAAGACACACCAUCUGCAAAGACUAUGUUGUUGGAGUCCAUACCAACAGCACUCAAAAGAAGUUUUUAGACAGAGAGGACAUUAUAAAAGGAACCAUGAUAUGGAAGAAGUUUCCCUGUCUGGCACUGAAUACCGUUUCCUCUGUUCCAGCACAAACCAGCAGUCAGAACCCACGCAUGUGUGACCCUUUCAAUAGUUUGGUGCUGCCCCUGGAAGCCCCACCAUCACUGAAGGACCUUCCUGAUAACAUCAGAGAAGAAAUUUCUUUUGGAGAGGCUGAAGGUGCAGGGGUCAGUCUUAAUCCUGACAUGGUUCAAGCUGAGUUUGCAGCCUUUGAAAAUUCACCUAAAACAUUGAAAGAAGAUUCCAUGAAGGAUGACCGAGAAACACUUGAAAAGCCAUUGGAAUCAAGUUUGAAAUCACAAACCAACCAACUGGGAUCCAAAGUCUUAGCACGGAUGAAAUAUAUGAAAUCUAUGAGCAGGAAUAGUCUACUUUCACAUAACAGAUAAUAGCAGUUUUCCCUACAUAGUUAAAAUAAAAGUGCAAAUUUGUGUUAAGAUUUAAUCAAAUCAAAUAAAAACUUAUUUUAUGUUUUAAACACUUAAAUAAAUUAUUUUGUUGGAGCUGUAUGUGUUUAGUUUAAACUGCAGCAUGUGAUGGGAUUAAAUUUACAUGGGGUCCUGGGGUAAUUUUCCAUUUUACAGGCGUUCCUCUAUGACUUUAUUUCAGUCCGGAUUGGCCCUGUGUUUUUUCUAAGGCCUCGUAUGAAAAAAUUAUAGGCUGAAUUGCCUACUGUAAUGAAAAAUAAAAAGGGGAUGCUUCUUGUA
Pangasianodon hypophthalmus (striped catfish) is the source of this 3596-nucleotide messenger RNA. RefSeq names its product cilia and flagella associated protein 221 (gene cfap221). The transcript is spliced from 24 exons. The record is from RefSeq and is a predicted model, not a curated record. Gene Ontology annotation, cellular component: cilium. Gene Ontology annotation, biological process: cilium movement; cilium assembly. The coding region runs from base 735 to 3278 and encodes 847 amino acids. NCBI's taxonomy places the organism in Eukaryota, Metazoa, Chordata, Actinopteri, Siluriformes, Pangasiidae.